UCAUGUGUAUGUAUGUUAUGUUCAUCAUGUGAUGAAUUUUUCUCCAAUGACAAUAUUCUGCAAUCUUUACGCCUACUAGAUUCAUUGUAAACAUAGUUUUUUUAUAUGUGCCAUAUUUUACAUUUAUUUUUUAAAAUUUAAAUGGAUUCAAAUGGCGAUAAUAAACGAUCUGAUUGGAAAUUUUGGAAAGUAUCACCUUUGGCUAUGCAUCCUAAUAUUUCCGAACAAGUUUGGAGCGGCGUUUCACCAAAUGUCUAUAAUAUUUUUGGCACCGCCUCCCGUGUACCUGUGUCCCAACAAUAAGACUUGUUGUGAUGAUCCAGUGUAUGAUAGGACCCAGUAUAUGAGAACCAUUGUGACAGAGUGGAACCUCAUUUGUGGACGAGCUUGGUUAAAAGAUUUGACUCAAAUGGCCUUCCAGUUUGGUGUGCUAAGCGGAAGUUUGUUAUUCGGAAUUGCAUCAGACAAGUACGGCAGACGUCCAACCUUAAUAAUCUCCGUCAUAUUGGAAGUAUUCAGCGGGAUCAUGACAAGUUUUCUCCCCAAUUACUGGAGUUUCACCGUCGCUCGGAUGUUUUUGGGUAUCUCCGUAGGUGGCCUCAUGGUAGUGGGAUUCGUCCUUGUGAUGGAAUACGUGGGCAAAUGCCGAGAUACGGUGGCUGCGUUAUACCAUGUGCCGUUCACCGUCGGAUACAUGCUCUUAGCUUUAUUUGGAUAUUUCAUUCGAGAUUAUGUGAUUCUUCAAUUAAGUAUAUCUGCAGUAAAUAUUAUUUUACUAGUAUAUAUUUGUCUAUUACCAGAAUCUCCUAGAUGGUUAUUAGUAAAAAAUAAAACGGUGAGAGCUAUACAACUAUUGGAACAUGUCGCAAAAAUUAAUAAUUUACCUACCGGUGAUAUUGCACAGAAGAUUGAAUUAUAUCAGCUUGAACACAUUAGACAAAAGCGUGGAACAUUUAUCGAUUUAUUUAGAACACCAAAUUUAAGGAGGAACAUAUUGGUCAUGUCUUUUACUUGGCUGGUUUGUAGCUACUGCCUGUACGGUGUCACCUACUAUAUCAGUCACUUGGCUGGAGAUGUUUAUAUCAAUGUGAUCGCUAGUGGGGCUGUCAUAUUCAUGGGCUGUUUUAUUGUUAUACCUAUGAUGAAAUUUAUGAACAGAAGGACGUCACUUGUAAUUACUCAUGUGCUCAGUGGUGUCUGCCUAUUGGUUAUAGCCGUCAUUCCCGAUGGCCACGUGUCUGUUGGCUUUGGCUGUCUUGGUCUUUUAUUUACACAAAUAGUUUUUAUAAUCGGAUAUUUGUAUUGUUCGGAAAUGUUUCCCACAGUAGUUCACAACGCUGCAAUCGGUAUAUGUUCAAUGAUGGCACGUGUGGGCUCAAUGUUAGCGCCUUUUGUUGCGGAUUUCGGAGAGUUCGGGGAAUGGUGUGCUCCUGUCGCAUUUGGAAUCAUGCCCUUAGUAGCUGCAGCGCUUGGCUUAUUAUUGCCAGAAACAAAGGGCUGUGAAAUGAUGUUGACAAUAGAAGAAGGCGAAGCAUUGGGUGCAAGACCAACAAGAAGACCAGAAACAAAUGAAUCUAUUGGAAUAACUUAGAUAAAUAAUGUUGUAAGAUGUAAAAAAAUA
Amyelois transitella is the source of this 1621-nucleotide messenger RNA. Its product is annotated as organic cation transporter protein. The record is from RefSeq and is a predicted model, not a curated record. The transcript is spliced from 3 exons. Gene Ontology annotation, biological process: transmembrane transport. Bases 152 to 1591 code for a protein of 479 amino acids. NCBI's taxonomy places the organism in Eukaryota, Metazoa, Arthropoda, Insecta, Lepidoptera, Pyralidae. Gene Ontology annotation, cellular component: membrane. Gene Ontology annotation, molecular function: transmembrane transporter activity.